AGCCCGAAGUUCCAAAUCUAUGGCACCUACGAUUCACUUUGAGAUGGAAACUGACAAAAGCAACACUCAUAGUAGUCUUCAUGUAGUGAUGUUUCCAUUUUUCGCUUUUGGUCAUAUCAGCCCGUUUGUCCAGCUUUCCAACAAGCUUUCAUCUCAUGGCGUCAAGGUUUCUUUCUUCUCUGCAUCAGCCAAUGUUAAUCGCAUAAGGUCAAUGCUCAACGAUGCUUCCACCACCCAAAUUAUCCCUUUCAAUAUCCCACACGUCGAGGGUCUCCCUCCUGGAGUUGACAGUACGGCUGAUCUGAAUCCAACUCAAUCUGAACUCCUCAAGGUUGCUCUUGAUCUUAUGCAACCUCAAAUUAGAACACUCUUAUCACAACUCAAACCCCAUUUUGUCCUUUUUGAUUUUGCUCAAGAAUGGCUCCCUAAAUUAGCCUCUGAAUUGGGUAUACAAACAGUCUUCUACUCUGUGUUUAUUGCUCUCUCAACUGCAUAUGUUACUGUUCCUUCUAGGCUUCCUGAACCUGGAAGAUAUCCCACAAUUGACGAAAUGAAAAAACCUCCACCAGGGUUCCCCCAAACCAGUGUCACCUCACUCAGAACCUUCGAGGCUCAAGAUUCUCUCUACAUAUUCAAGAGUUUUCAUGGCAAACCUUGUGUGUAUGACCGUGUCAUCUCGGGCCUGCAGAGCUGCUCGGUUAUACUUGCCAAGACCUGCGAUGAAAUGGAAGCCCCUUACAUAAAUUACGCCAAGUCCCAAUUCAAAAAACCAGUUCUUUUAGUUGGUCCUCUACCUCCGGAGCCUCGACCAGAUCAACUGGAGGAAGAAUGGGCAAAAUGGCUGGACAAAUUCGAAGCUAACUCUGUCAUUUACUGUUCUUUUGGAAGUGAAACAUUCUUAACUGAUAGUCAAAUCAAAGAACUAGCUUUAGGGCUAGAACUCACAGGUCUUCCAUUUUUUCUUGUCUUAAACUUUCCAAACGUAGAUGUCUCAACUGAGCUAAACAGGGCACUUCCUGAAGGGUUCUUGGAAAGUGUGGAGGCUAAGGGAAUAAUUCAUACUGGGUGGGUGCAGCAGCAGCAGAUUUUGGCACAUAAAAGCGUGGGGUGCUAUUUAUGUCAUGCAGGAUUCAGCUCAGUGAUAGAGGCUAUUGUGAAUGACUGCCAACUAGUUAUGUUGCCCCAAAAGGGAGACCAAUACGUGAAUUCAAAGCUAGUACACGGAGACCUCAAGGCUGGGGUGGAGGUAAAUCGGAUCGAUGAGGAUGGUUUUUUCGGAAAGGAGGAUAUUAAGAGGGCUGUCGAAACAGUUAUGUUAAACAUUAAUGAAGAACCAGGAAAGUCCAUAAGAAAUAAUCAGAGGAAAUGGAAGGAGUUUCUGCUUAAUAAGGAUAUUCAAAACAAUUUUAUUAAGAAUGUGGUCAAGGAAAUGGAGGCAAUUGCUGGAAUAUCUAGCAUUUAGAUAUAGGUUUGGUUAUUAAAUUCUCUUUGUUCUAGCGUGUUACUGAGGGUGCAUGUAAGGCAAUUUGGUGAGGGUAACGCUGAUAAAAGUUGUGAUCAAAUUCAGCUGUCGCGAAAUUUUUCAUAGCAAAGACGCCAUCAAACGAGCUUAUCAUAUACCAUCCAACUUAAAAUAAAAAACUAUCCUUGUCCUGUGAUUGAUCUA
This is a messenger RNA of Olea europaea var. sylvestris, 1666 nucleotides long. RefSeq names its product anthocyanidin 3-O-glucosyltransferase-like. Gene Ontology annotation, molecular function: UDP-glycosyltransferase activity. NCBI's taxonomy places the organism in Eukaryota, Viridiplantae, Streptophyta, Magnoliopsida, Lamiales, Oleaceae. The record is from RefSeq and is a predicted model, not a curated record. Bases 20 to 1462 code for a protein of 480 amino acids. The transcript has a single exon.